Sus scrofa (pig) is the source of this 887-nucleotide messenger RNA. RefSeq names its product myogenic factor 5 (gene MYF5). Gene Ontology annotation, biological process: regulation of transcription by RNA polymerase II; positive regulation of skeletal muscle fiber development; positive regulation of myoblast differentiation. Gene Ontology annotation, molecular function: protein dimerization activity; RNA polymerase II cis-regulatory region sequence-specific DNA binding; DNA-binding transcription factor activity, RNA polymerase II-specific. The record is from RefSeq and is marked provisional. NCBI's taxonomy places the organism in Eukaryota, Metazoa, Chordata, Mammalia, Artiodactyla, Suidae.
GGCUUCUCCCCGAUCUGAUCUAUCUCGCAGCUGCCCAGGUGCACCGCCCGCCUGUCCGCAGAAGAUGGACCUGAUGGACGGCUGCCAGUUCUCGCCUUCUGAGUACUUCUACGAUGGCUCCUGCAUCCCAUCCCCCGAGGGCGAGUUCGGGGACGAGUUUGAGCCACGAGUGGCUGCUUUCGCGCACAAAGCAGACCUGCCCGGCUCAGACGAGGAAGAGCACGUGCGAGCACCUACGGGCCACCACCAGGCCGGCCACUGCCUCAUGUGGGCCUGCAAAGCGUGCAAGAGGAAAUCCACCACCAUGGAUCGGCGGAAGGCGGCCACCAUGCGCGAGCGGAGACGCCUGAAGAAGGUCAACCAGGCGUUUGAGACGCUCAAGAGGUGCACCACGACUAACCCCAACCAGAGGCUGCCCAAGGUGGAGAUCCUCAGGAAUGCCAUCCGCUACAUUGAGAGCCUGCAGGAGCUGCUGAGGGAGCAGGUGGAAAACUACUACAGCCUGCCCAGGCAGAGCUGCUCUGAGCCCACCAGCCCCACCUCCAGCUGCUCCGACGGCAUGCCUGAAUGCAACAGCCCUGUCUGGUCCAGAAAGAGCAGCAGUUUUGACAGUAUCUACUGUCAUGUACCAAAUGUAUAUGCCACGGAUAAAAGCUCCUUAUCCAGCCUGGAUUGCUUAUCCAGCAUAGUGGAUCGGAUCAGCAACUCCGAGCAACCUGGACUGCCUCUCCAGGACCCAGCCUCUCUCUCUCCAGUUGCCAGCACCGAUUCUCAGCCUGCAACUCCAGGGGCCUCUAGUUCCAGGCUCAUCUACCAUGUGCUAUGAACUAAAAAUCUAGUCUAGACCAUUUCUGCCAGGAGUGCCUAUUACACAGGAGGAAGGAGGC